Messenger RNA from Apiotrichum porosum, 5424 nucleotides. RefSeq names its product vacuolar membrane-associated protein iml1 (gene IML1). NCBI's taxonomy places the organism in Eukaryota, Fungi, Basidiomycota, Tremellomycetes, Trichosporonales, Trichosporonaceae. The record is from RefSeq and is a predicted model, not a curated record. Gene Ontology annotation, cellular component: GATOR1 complex. Gene Ontology annotation, biological process: intracellular signal transduction; positive regulation of autophagy; negative regulation of TORC1 signaling. Gene Ontology annotation, molecular function: GTPase activator activity. The coding region runs from base 1 to 5424 and encodes 1807 amino acids. The transcript has 5 exons.
AUGAGUGAGAGAAGUGAGGGGAAACCGCGCGCGUCCCGCAACCGCUCGUCUACAAUAGUCCAUGCAGGCACAGCGGCAUGGACCAACGACAACGGUCAACCUCUUGCCGAGCUGUCAGCCAGUGGCCACCCGUUAAGUCACAGCGAGAGACGACAUCGCAAACAUACAGUUUCUGGAAAGGACCAUGGUCAUUCGCAGAUUCACCAGCACCUUUAUGCGCAAGGACACGGUCAUGAGCCAGCCGGCUCCAAGACUCCCAUCCCCGAUAGCCACCUGCAGAUGACUCCCGGGCACAAGCGCACGUCUUCCCUCCCCACUCCAGACGACAUCCACGCUACCAUUACCCAGACUCUCUCGCCACCAUUACAGUCGCCAUCUGGGUCAACACACCAACGUUUCAAUCCCUUCUCCAACCCCGACAGUGUCUUUCUCUCGCUCUACACCUACAGCCCCUCAACAAGCUCCCUUCCACCACCACAGUCAGCAGCGUCUUCCCUUCUGCCCGCUCCCGCGGCAAACUUAUCAUACUCGCGUGUUCUACUCUCGUACGCAAGUCUGCCAUGGGACGUGAAACCUGGCGAUUAUCUCGAAAUCCGUCGAGUCGAAAGCACAUGUCCUCCAACAGGUCGUUCCAUUCCUCCGCCGGUGGCCAAGGCAAACGAGGGCGACGCUCUCGAAGGUGUCAAGCCAAACCGAGGAAGAGAUGGAUACAUCUUUCGCCUAGGCGAGGACCACCCCUCCGUACCCAUGAACCAGAUCCAGGUGCCCAACUCGGUGGCCCAGUCGUUCAAGCUUCAACACCGCCAGGACGUUGAGAUCAUCCGCAUUCACGAGCCUGAGACUGCCAACGUCGACUUUAUCGAACUACACUUUUCGCAGUAUGUCGGUCGUGCAGACAUGUGGCGUCUUGGCAUGUCGCUCGAGAACACGACAGUACACGUUGGCGAAAAGGUCAUUUUAGCAGGGGGCGCCGUGCGAGCAGACGUGCAAGCCAUCUGGCGAGGACGAAAUCGAUACGCCAGCGGCAUUGUCACGAGCAAGUCCAAGACCAUCUUCCGGUCCAAGUCGACACAAGCGUACGUCUUCAUUCAACUGUGCCAAGAAACAUGGGAGUUUGACGAGGACGGAGAGCGAUACUACGAAAAGGUCCUACAUGGCUUCCUUCCGGACCUCUUUGGUCGUUGGACUCGAAUCGGCGCGUCACAUCUGGUCACCAUUGUUCUCUUCGGCCGCGUCUACUAUGACGACCAGGACAUUGCGUACAUGGAGAAGCACGACCUCCACAACGGCCUCAUGAAGGACUACCGCGGACGGUGGUGCAAAGACUUUUUCCGCGUCGUGGUGGACUUUGAGCGCAAGGCGGACUGGAUGACGUCGUUGGGCGAUAUCAAAAAGCGCCUGGAACGAAGCGAACGCGAAGUUCUUCUCGACUUUCACCUUGCUGAACUCAAGGCCAAGGGAAUGCAUCCGGAAUCCGAAGGCGACAUCAACAUCCUCGGAAAAUGGAGCUUUGCCUACGAAGGCAAUGUUCUCGAAGCAAUCAACCUGGCCCUCAACCCCUUUGACGAGCACUAUGUCGACCGUGACUUGUCGCGUACCGGUCUGUCGCUUACCAUCUUGACUCCCGGAACGGGUCACUUUGCUGUGGACAAGAACCUGCUUCGUCUCACCACCGAACGCAUGAUCGAUCACGGCAUCGGACUCGACCUGGUGUGUCUCACCAAGAUGCCUCUCCACAGCGUACCAUUGUUCAGCUAUGUCUCGUCCCGACCAAAGCGACUUGUCGAAUCGUCUGCUGUCGGAGCAAAGACACGUCCAUCUACUCCCGAUCCACUAUACUUUGACGCCAAUAUGAGGAGCGGCGAAGAUCGCGAGCUCAUUGACUGUUAUUCUCUUGCCUUUUGGGUGUACUGCUCGUUCUACUCCAAGACACACGAUAAGCCAUUCCGUGAAGACCGUUUCGUCCCACGCUGCAAGAUGUACCAAAUCCAAAUGCUCGGCAUUCUCGACCACAACCUCACGACGGUUAGCGUGCCCUUCCUGGAGCCCGAGGACUAUGACGGCCCCCGGCGUCACGUCUCUACUGAUGAGCGCAAGGCACACCACGACGAGUAUGACCUCAACACCUUUGGUGGAACUGCACAACUUCCCACCAUCAAAGAUGUGGAGCCUGGAUCUCCACAUACAUCUCAUCGCAGUGGGAUUGAUAGUUCACUUGGCACGAGCUACCAAUCGAUGAGGCUACUGGCUCAGAAGAUGGAAGAGGAAAAGCGCCCACGGGGCUUGGCGCCGACAUCCCCGCGACCGAUCCCUUCGCGCUCGUCAUUGAGGUCUCACGCGUCCAUCCCAGAGGAAGAAUCAAUGUCCAACCCCUCCAACCCUUCGCUCCCGGAGACCGCAGUGUUGGGUUCCGGUUCAGGUGGAAUGCCAGACAUUCCUCUUGUACGGGAACCGUCGACAAAGCCCCCGCCCUUGUCGCAGGAGCAUCGUUCUCCUGGUAGUGUGGGAACCCCGCAGAGUCGAAUUGCGAGCCUCACGUCCAUCAACACCUCUCCCUCCCAAUCUGUCAUGUCUGGUGGCGAACUCCAGUCUGGAGCUUCAACGCCCAAGCUCAACUCUGCCAAACGUCUCAAGACCCAGUCCAGCAAGGGCUCCUUCUUUGGUGCCAGGUUCAGUAGCAGCUGGAUCUUUGGUGGGGCACGUUCUCAACCAAGUCAUCCAACAGCCGCAACCGAGACUGUUGUCCGUCAGGACGUGUCCACUGGCUCUGGUGCCAACAGCAAACCUGCUUCGCCGAUGGUCAAGACGUCGAGUCUGGGCAUUGAUUCUCCGUCCUUGUCCCUCCCGGUCCCUGUUCCUGGAUCCUUCCUAGCCGCCCCCUCAUCCCCGACCAAACCAAAACCAGUUCCUAAGCGGCCAACUCAGCCCAUGCCCAUCAUGUCUGCAGCAGGCCGCCCUCUCGACGAUGAGGCGCCACUGGCACGGUCCCUGCCGCGUUCAAUGCCUCGCUCGAUCCCACGCUCGCUGCACAACUCGCUGCGGCCGAAAUCUAUGGACGACUCUUGGAGAAACAAGGCAAGCGCCGCGUUUGGACGGACCACGCAGCACACGACAGUGAACCCCUGCAACCCGAAGGAGUCGCUCGUGGACGCAGCAGGCGAAGGAGGACACCAGCGACGCUGGCAGCAUGUCCGUCCGCGUCUGAGAGAGGGCAAAGAGCAUGCUGUCAAAUGGCGCAGUCUGUGUGCACCGGCCUGUUUGCCUCUCACCACAGACUUUAUGCCGACCGCCGAGGAACUCAACACAUUCUACGAGUCUCACAGCUACGACAUUGCGUGCUUCCCGGAUCAAGUAUCUUUCCUGAUCCGUCCAGACGCCGCCAACCUCAACCUUCCUCUGGCCGUUAUGCGCGAGAUGGCGAGUCAGCGACUGUCGCAGAACUUUCAGUUCAUUGUUCUUCCUCACAACACGGUGCAAAAGGAUGUGGAUGAGACGUUGCCGCCCUCUGUCGCUCAGAAGACGUUCCUCGUCGCCGACACGACUACAUCAGGCCUGCGCGUCGGCGGUGCAAGCGAGGUCCUCAAGGAUGCGAGUGGCGCCAUCUACCUCUCAUGGUCAAACCACGUGCACAAGCUCACGUUUGACCCGCAGAAGCAGAGUGUGACCGUUCAGCGAUUUGUACGCAAAAUCAAGCACUCGACACAAGCACAGCCUUACAAGUGCCUCGUGUGGCCGUACCAGCUGAAUGGCUUCCAAGAGGCGACCGCCAUGUUCAAGUACCCCAACAUUGACGCCAAGCUCAACUUCAACUAUCUCGAUCGCCUGAUUGCUGGCGAGGAGGAGAACCUCCAAUCCAACCUGCGCUUCUGGCGAACCCGGUACCUCCUCUUACCAUCUGGUCGCGACCCAACAUCCCUGGCUGGUAUCAUGCCCCGCAGCGCACAUGGCGAGCAGUACAGCGCCAGCGAGGUUCUCAUGACUGGUGCUCAGCGGGUGCUGGAGCUCAUGUGCAAGAACCAGUGGAAAAGGCCGGGAGGCGCGCAGCGGUCUCUUAUCCUUCUCCCAACAACGUUCGACCCCUCAGCUUGUGUCCUGGAUGAGGGUCUCAUGACCGAGCUUGAGCGCCUCACAAGCGGCAAGGAGAAGAUUGAGCGUGGCCAUACCCUCGAAGGUCUCACUCUGCAGCAAGUUGCAGAGCUGAUGAACCGACCAAACAACGGCCUCAUCAUUCGUGACCGCUGGUGGAACUUCAACAUCCACGAGGACUCGUUUACAGGAGAACAAUUCUGCGAGUGGCUCAAGACUACUUUCACCGACGUGGCGACCCAGGAGCAGGCGAUUGAGUGGGCCCAGAGCCUGUUGGACAAGGGUGUCAUUGAACACGUGACCAAGUCGCACACCUUCCACGACAACCUCUUCUUCUACCGCCUGGCUCCAAACUAUGACGAGUCGGUCAAGAAGGCUGGUGGUGCCCGUGCAAAGUCUGGGAGCUGGUUCGGCAAGUCGACUGGCCCGACUCCCCAGAUUGUCAUGGAGCAAUCACUGAGCACAUCUCCCAAUGUUCGUCAUGUUCCGCUCAAGCUCACCGAUAAGCCGCCCAAGAAACGCAAGGUCAAGAUGAGCCAGAGCGUCGUUAUUGACCUCGACCCUGGCCGCAAGAGUGACCGUGCCGAGGUGGCUAUUCUUCACGCCGACAUUGUGCACAACACCAAGAAUGCGUUCCACUUUGAGCUCAACUGGCUAGGUGUAACAGCGGGUCUGUUGGACGAGCUUCGCAACAAGUGCUCGACCCUCGCUGAGCGUUACGGCCUCCGCUUUGUCGAGGCGCCGGUCGAGCAGAUCAAAGAUGUCGGUCUCAAGUGCGCCUACCGCGCUCCCAUCCCGAUUAAACUCGCUGUUGCUCCACCAAUCAUCCCCGACCUUCAUCUUCGUCUCACCGAAACGAGCGGCGCUGGACAGUGUGCUCAGUUCUUUGAGUACGCCAUCCUCAUGCAGAAAUUCGGCUUUGUGCUGGAUGUCGAGGCGAGCGAGCGGUACCCCGAGUCGAUGGAGGUCGAAUACGCGUACCGCCAAAAGACCAAGUUUGAAUAUUCCCAGUUUAUUCAUCGCUCGGGUCUCGCGAUGGUGCAGUGCGUUGGACGUGACGAGGGUUUCGGCUUCCUGUGGUGCGACAACCGGCCAUUCAUUAGCGCGCCUACCCGUGGUCGCGGCCAAACUGUCGAGAGCCACCCGGGUGCGCUCACACCCAUGACCAACAGGCAGGAGCAGGCUCGACAGCUCCGCGAGGAGAUGGAGGCGUUCUGCUCUGAUCCCUUCGCCCUCCGGAAGUUUUACGAGGACGUGACGCCGCGGCCCAACUACUCGAACGUCAGGCUAUUAGGGGACGAUUCGUGGGCAGGCGCAGACCAGGAUGGUUAUGAGUAG